Messenger RNA from Trifolium pratense (red clover), 1214 nucleotides. Its product is annotated as esterase OVCA2-like. Bases 221 to 904 code for a protein of 227 amino acids. NCBI's taxonomy places the organism in Eukaryota, Viridiplantae, Streptophyta, Magnoliopsida, Fabales, Fabaceae. The transcript has 6 exons. The record is from RefSeq and is a predicted model, not a curated record.
AUCUCAUAGUAUCAUUUAAGUUUUAUAAAUACUUUUUAAUAAAAUAUUUGAGUAUAAUAACUGUCAUGAAGUGGUGAUAAAUUUUCUUCUUUUGACCAAUGAUAAAAUAAGUUUUAUUGAAUAAAAUAAUUGAAGUUAAAUGGAAAGUUGAGUAGCUUAAAUUAUUUGAGUUAAAUAAGAGUUGAAAGAGUUGAUGGAUUGAGAAGAGAAAAGUGAAAACAUGAUGGAAAACCAGAAGAGACCAAGAAUCCUCUGCCUCCAUGGAUUCAGAACUAGCGGUCAAAUCCUCAAGAAAUCAAUAUUCUCUCGUUGGCCUGAAACUGUAAUACAAAAAUUGGACUUUGUUUUUCUUGAUGGUCAAUGUCCAGCUCAGGGAAAAUCAGAAGUUGAAGGCAUUUUCGAUCCUCCUUAUUAUGAAUGGUUCCAAGUCAAUGAGGAUUACACAGAGUACAGUAACUUUGAGGAAUGCAUAGCAUACAUUGAGGAUUACAUGUUAAAAAAUGGUCCUUUUGAUGGUGUACUUGGAUUCUCUCAGGGAGCUAUUUUAGCAGCUGCAUUGCCAGGAAUGCAAGCACAGAGAGUAGCACUUGAGAAGAUAAGCAAGAUCAAGUUUGUGAUUCUCAUAUCCGGAGCCAUAUUACGUGGUGUGAAGUAUGGAAGACCUAAACUUGCUUCCCAUGCAUUUUCAAAACCAAUUGAUUGCCCCUCUCUUCACAUUAUAGGUGAGAAGGAUUUCUUGAAGCCAGAAAGCAUUAUUUUGCUAGAGGCUUUUGUCAACCCUGUUUUGAUUCAUCACCCAAAAGGACACGAAAUCCCAAGACUUGAUGAAAAGAAUCUUGGAACUAUGCUUAGUUUUAUUGAUGCAAUUCAAGGGAUGCCAUCAUAUGGUCACUGCCGGCUAUGAAACUUGAGAUAUAUUAAUGUUCGAAAACCAGAUGUCAAUUGUUGGAACAUAGAGUAUAUUAGUGUUUGUAAAUUGAAAAUAAAAACUUAGAGUCCAUCAUUGGAUAAUAUAGCAUAUUAGUGUAUGUGAUUUGAAAUUUGUUCCUCUGUUGUUUAAGAGAUGUCAUAUUAUCAAUGUCUUUUUGGUUUUAGUAUAAUAUUAGAGUAGUUUAAGUAACAUAUUUGAGGGUGUAUUUUCUAGAACGGAUUUUACAGUGUAGUAGGACUCCGAUACAAUUAUAUCUAAAUUGUUUUAUUUUAGAGACAUCCUA